Molecule: messenger RNA, 822 nt
Organism: Purpureocillium lilacinum
Lineage: Eukaryota; Fungi; Ascomycota; Sordariomycetes; Hypocreales; Ophiocordycipitaceae
Source: RefSeq, a predicted model, not a curated record
AUGAUGAUUAGCGCAUCGCCAGAUUACGCCAUAACGAAGCCUCCGGGGAUGGCGCACCACCUGUCGCGCAAGCGGGACAAGCCGUUGCGAACCUACGGCAAGAGGUCGACGGCGACGCCCGAGCCGCGAGGCGAGCCGCCGACGAAGAGGGCGCGGACCGACGGAAAGGAAGCGGAAACGGAUGCGGUAUCAGAACCAUUGCCUGCGAGAGCGGAUGAAGAAAGCGUCGCUAGCAAUGAUGCCGACGUGUCGCACAAGGAGCAGCCAGAGACAGAUCGGAGGAAGCCCGCGUCCAUCCUGAAUUACUUUAAGCCGGUCCCUCGGCCCAAGGAAGCCGCAUUACCAACUGCAGAGCCCGAGAGCACCAUCUCAGAGCCAUCUGCUGCGCAAAGCCGACCGAAGAGGAAGACUCGGCUGCUGCGGAUCAGGGCCACAUCCUCACCGUUGAGUGAUGGCGUCGACGACAACGCAGAUGCGCGCCCCCAAGUCAAGGACAGCGGCGGCAAGGGAAACAGUGAUAAAGACGCCAAUGCCGAUGAAGGCGGUUCCAGGAGAGGCGAACCGUUGCACGAUGGAGGCGAGAACCUCCUCAACCAAACCCGACCCGAGGGCGACGACGUCACCGCCAAAGGUGGCGGGCCGGCCAAGGCCAAGACGCCCACCGUGCAGACCACGCUCAACAUCUCGGCGCAGGCGGCCUUUGCCGAGUGCAAGGUGUGCGACACGGUGUGGAAUCCCCUGUACCCGGACGACGUCAAGUACCACGCGAAGCGCCAUGCCGCGGUGGCCAAGGCCAAGAGGAAGAGAGACGAUGAGCUUUAG